Prorocentrum cordatum is the source of this 357-nucleotide messenger RNA. NCBI's taxonomy places the organism in Eukaryota, Dinophyceae, Prorocentrales, Prorocentraceae. The record is from the annotation of a GenBank genome assembly.
AUGGAGAAGGCAGCUGGCAUGCCUUCGAAAGCUCUCGGCCUCAAGGGGGACAAGACCAGCAGGGAGACCGUGCCGGUCGGCAAAGGCGGGGCUAAUCGCUACAAGAAGGUGCUUCGCGACAACAUCCAGGGCAUCACGAAGCCUGCGAUCCGCAGGCUUGCGCGUCGCGGCGGUGUGAAGCGCAUCAGCGGCCUCAUCUACGAGGAGACGCGCGGCGUCCUGAAGCAGUUCCUGGAGAACGUGCUGCGCGAUUCGAUCACCUACACGGAGCACGCUCGCAGGAAGACGGUGAGCCCACUGGACGUCGUGUACGCGCUGAAGCGCCAGGGUCGCACCAUCUACGGCUUCGGCGUCUGA